Molecule: messenger RNA, 408 nt
Organism: Zea mays
Lineage: Eukaryota; Viridiplantae; Streptophyta; Magnoliopsida; Poales; Poaceae
Exons: 1
Coding region: 1-408 (135 amino acids)
Cellular component (GO): membrane
Source: RefSeq, a predicted model, not a curated record
AUGAGGUGGAAACUGGAGAAGAGGCGCAAGCUCCUGCUCCUGCUUGCCAUCCUCGCAGCCAACCUCACCUACCAGGCAGGCUUGAAUCCACCGGGCGGCUUCUGGCAAGAGAACAUCACAGGCCACGUCGUCGGCAACCCUGUGCUCAACGACAACUACCGCCGCCGCUACAUGGCUUUCUUCUACUGCAACGCGACGGCCUUCGUCUCGUCGCUGGCCAUCAUCAUGCUGCUGGUGAACAGGAAGCUCUCGGCGAGAGGAAUACAGUCGCACGCGCUCGGCGUGUGCGUGGUCCUCGACCUGGCCGGCCUCAUGGGCGCGUUCACCUCCGGGAGCUCCAGGAAGGUGUCCACGUCCAUCUACGUCCUCGUCCUGGUCGUCGCGGUUCUACUCUGCAUCACGCUCUAG